Molecule: messenger RNA, 867 nt
Organism: Rotaria socialis
Lineage: Eukaryota; Metazoa; Rotifera; Eurotatoria; Philodinida; Philodinidae
Source: the annotation of a GenBank genome assembly
AUGGAUUAUCUAAAAAGCAAGAAGAAUAUUGCUGAUAUAAUGAAAAUAUUAAUUGAUAUAUUUAAUCUUGCUGAACUAAUAGGGGUUUAUUUUAUUGCUCGAGAAGGUGAUAUUGAUGAAAAUGAACAACAACGUUUCUUUUUUAUACUCUUUUCUGUGGGUGGUGCUCUAGUAUUUAAAUCGCUCUUUGUUCAUCCGAUAUUAACGUUUUUGUUCAGUAUGAUUGUAGAAAGUGUCGAAUUAAUAUUAUAUUUAACAAUAUUAUCAACAACAACUAGUUUACUUGUUGUUGUAAUUUUCUUUUUUCUUUUGGAAAUUAUGUUUCAUCUAAUUAGUCUAAUAUGUCUGAAAGAUAAUGGCGAUAAGGAUCGUUUUACGAAUUGUGCAGAAGACUGUUGUACAUUACCAGUACGCAUAGUGUCAUAUGGUUUAUUAUUUGAAACGCAAAUAUUCUUCUUAUUUCUGGAUACUAGUUCACCAUUUCGUGGUACUUACUAUGAAAUGUUAAUGAUAUUAUCAACAUGUUUUGGUUUAUCUGCGAUAAAGGAAGUUGCUAGACGCUGCUGCAGCACGGACGAAAACGACGAUGAGGAUGACAUUGAUUUAGAAGUCAUAUGGCAAGGAAUAUUAAGAUUAUUUAUCGUAAUCGAAGCUCCCAUUGUUAUGCUCACUGGAGUUGUAUAUGCAAGUCAAUCACUGACAGAUAGAUCAUCACUGAAAACAUAUGAUUUUGCUAUUUAUAUUAUUACUUUAAUUACAUACGGAUCAGCUCUUGUUGCAUUAGUUUUUUCACUUCUAUGUAGUUUAUAUUUAUGUGCAGGUACAUUGUUACAGAGUACAAUCGAUUGUUUUUCUCGUAGCAAAUAA